Molecule: messenger RNA, 1165 nt
Organism: Vigna radiata var. radiata (mung bean)
Lineage: Eukaryota; Viridiplantae; Streptophyta; Magnoliopsida; Fabales; Fabaceae
Product: zinc finger BED domain-containing protein RICESLEEPER 2-like
Exons: 3
Coding region: 30-869 (279 amino acids)
Molecular function (GO): protein dimerization activity; DNA binding
Source: RefSeq, a predicted model, not a curated record
UCUUAAAACCAUUUUAUGAGAUUACAAACAUGAUGUUUGGUUCAUCUUAUCCCACUUCAAACUUGUAUUUUAUGCAAAUAUGGAAAAUUCAACUUAUCAUUGAAGAGAAUUUGUUGAAUNAAGAUGUGACCUUAAAGGAUAUGGCUAUGAGUAUGAAAGAAAAGUUUCAAAAGUAUUGGAAGGAGUAUAGAAUUGGGUUAGCUUUUGGAGCUAUUCUUGAUCCACGACUAAAGAUUGAUUUUAUAACAUAUUGUUAUAAAAAAUUGGAUCCUCUAACUUAUGCAGAGAAAACAAAGAAAGUGUUAGAGAAGUUCAAGAGGUUAUUUGAAGAAUAUGUAAAGAACUUUUCUACCUCUAGUGUUUCUCUUUCCCAAUCACCUACUGAAUCCAUCUUGAUGUCUCAGUCCAAUACUGAAGGGAAAAAGUUUAAGAGAUCAAGGAUUAUUUCGGAUUUUAAAAUGUAUCAAAAUGAAUCAAAAUCUAUCAUUGGAAGGAACGAGAUAGAUGCUUAUUUAGAUGAACCAACAGUAGAUGAUGAUGAAGACAAUGAAGAUUUUGNUGUGCUNAAAUAUUGGAAGACUAAUGAGAAAAAAUUUGNCAUAUUNUCUAUAAUGGCUCGAGAUGUGUUUAGUAUUCCCAUCACUACAGUGGCAUCAGAGUCAGCUUUCAGCAAAGGUGGGCGUGUACUUUCGAAAUACAGAAGCUCCAUCCUUCCUAAGCAUGUGCAAAUGUUGAUUUGUACUCAAAAUUGGCUAUAUGGAUUUGCUGAAAAUCCUAGCGGUGAGUAUGAAAUUGUUGAAGAUAGUUUUGGUCAUGAGAGAAUUGAUGAGUCUAAAGUUGUAGAAGAUGUUGAAAGUCUUCAACAUUAAAUAAAGGAUGUUUCAUUUGACUUUGUCUGAGGNACUUCCCUUUCACUCAUUUCCUUUUUAUUCUUUCAUAUUUUUGUGCUUCAUGGUAAUGAUCUUACAUGUAUAUGUUCAUCAUAAUAUGCUUGCAUAGUGAAAUUAAUAGCUGGUGGUGAAUUUGCAACCUUUUUGUGCUCUGUUGGGAAGUGGUUUCUAUUGAUUUCUUCGCUGCCUUGUGUACUUUUAAGGGAUAGGAUACAUAUAUAAUUACUAUAAACUUUCUCUGGGUAGCUGAUAAAGGGGAUGAAUUAAGUAUGAUU